CAACGCCCCCUCCUUUAGACUCGUUUAUGUGUAAUUGAUAGCUGGUCCAAAGUAAAAGGAAUGAAGUUUGAGUAACUCUGCGGCAAAAUGAAACUGCUCCAGAGGGACUGAGUCGCCAAGAAUGGACUCUAAAACUCCCCCUGACAUCAGCUAAAACAUACACCACAGACAUGGAUCGCUGAUUACACACUAUGGAGAGACUAGCCUAUACACUAUAGGCACAAAUGGAACAUGGUGUUGUAAAAUGUGGGGCAAAGAUGUAAGCAGUUGUAUUUGAAAGCAGGAAAAACUAGUUAUAUUAGCUUGUUAGGUAUUCUUAGAUAAGCAGGAAGAAGUUUUUUGGCCAGCAGACAACUCAUAGAUCAUUUAGCUUUGGUAUUACUUUAGAACAAAACAAGAAAUAACAAAUUAGUGAUGGAGUGUGGUGAGAGUAUCCUGUGUGGGGCAGGAGAGCAAGAGCUGGACCCCAACACUGUGAGUGAGGAGGCAGGAAAACUGUAUUCAGAACUGCAGACAGUUAUUGAGACCCACGGUGCAGAUGUCGUGGAGUCGCUGGUCCCAAUCCUGGUGUGGGUCCUGGAGGGACUGGCCAGCUGCAGAGCCCAGCUGAGAGAGAGGGAGGAGGAGGCGGAGAAGGAGAAAGUGGAGCGCGAGGAGCUGCUGGAGAGAUACCAAGCAGAGAAAGCACUGAGGAGAGAAAGUCAAGAGAGGUAUCUAGAAUUGGAUGACCAAAUUGAGCAGGAAAGGAGGGCCGCAAAGGGAAGGGAAAAGGAGAGAGAGCGGCGAGAGAGAGAGCUAGAGAAGAAAGCGAGAGAACAAGCAGAUCAGUUGGUGGCCUUGGAGGAGCAGAGGGCUAAUCUGGGUAGAGAACUGAGCACACUGAGGCACACUCACAACAAGUUGACUCACAUGUAUCGAGAACUGUUAGACAAGAAAAAGGAUUCUGAAAGAGAUUCUCCAUUAAGGAAUCAUGUGCGUCUCAAGAGCUCUGAAUUAUCAGCCAACCAAGGCCUUUUGGAUUCCAAUGUCCAUGAUAAGACUGCUCCAAGACCAGACUCGCACUCCCCUGUGGAAGAUCCAGCAGCCAAAGAAGGAAAGGUGAUUGACAUUGCACCAAAAUCUGCUACAGAUUCAUCUUUUAUCGAUGACAUCAUCAGCUCCACCCCAGAACUGACACGCUUCCAUGGCAAUCUGCACACUAGCAGCCCAAUUACAGUGAAAAGUGAUGAGGCGUCAAGAGACGAAUCCACAACCAGCUUGGAGGAGGAGAUGAGGGAAGUGACAGACAAGGAGGAGGAACAGAAGAAAGAAGAAGGGCAGGAAGGAGAAAAGCAAGAGAGAGACGAGGAGGAGGAAGUGUUGGAGGAAGAUGAUAGCAUGGAGUGGGAAUUACGCAACACUGACUCUGUGUUUUCUGAACUGUCAGAGCUGAGUCGAGAUUAUGUGGAGAGUGUAGACCGUGGAGCCAGUGUCAGAGGAAGUGGCGACCAGUUUGAGGAGAUUGUUUCAAAGUACGAGGAACUGAAACACACCCACGAGUUAGUGGAUGCAGCCCGUAAAGCUCUGAUAUCUCGGGUGGAGGAGCUGACCAAUGACCGUUCAGCUCUUCAAAUGGAAGUGACUACUCUCCAAGAAACAGUCUCCCGAUUAGAAAGCAGGAUGAAGGAGAUGGAGGAGGAAACUAAGAGACUUCGGAAAGAGCUGGAAGUAUUUCAAUCUCAAGAUCCUGAUGCCUCUCUACCCACAUCCUUGCGCCGCUUCUCUCGUUCUGAAAUGGCUCGUGUGGUCAUGGAGAAGAACCAAUACAAGGAGCGUCUUUUUGAGCUGCAGGAGGCAUUUAGACGUAGUCAGGCUCUUCGUGCAACAAAAGAAGAGCGGAUGACGGAGGAGAGAAGGUCAAGUGUUUGGAGAAAGUUCAACCGCUUGUUUGGCAUAUCAAAGGAGCCCUUGAUCCCGCCGCCUGCUGCAGCAUUUGCCCUGCCAACAUCCCCAGCACUCAGUCGCUCUCCUCUGGGGUCUCCACAACUACGGGCUGUCGGUCAGACUCAGGCUGAUUCUGCUUCUCCUGCUGCUCUUUCACCACGCGUCAGGAGGAGGGAGCUCUACAGAGAAAUUCGCUCUCACAUUUGGAGAACACUGGGAAAACGACAGAUGCACGGCUGGAGCAUGCCACUGUCACACACACAGGAAUCCCAGGAACUUGCCCCUGAGCCCAAAGAUGUGCCUGUCCUAAUGCAGCUCAGACUGCUGGAUCAGCGAGACUCCACAGCUAAGCUGCACUGUGCUGUUGCAGUCACACCUGAGAUCUCAGGAGAGGCCACGUGCUCUGUGUGGGUAGUUUCUGGCCCUGCCUCCAGCAGUGACAUCACAGUGAUUGAUCCAGCACGGUCCAAUACAGUACUGGAUCAGUUCAGCCUCCCCCCCACCUCUCCUGCUCUCUGCAUCUGUGCCGUGCCUCCCAUGGGUGACACGUCAGGAACAGUGUGGAUUGGAACUCAGGAAGGAAGUGUGCUGGUACACUCAGCCUCCGCAGGCAGGAGGCGCUGUCUGCAGUCUGUUUCCCUAACAGAGGGUAUUUAUUCACUCACGUAUUCCCAGAGUCAAGUUAUAGCUGGCUUAGCAGACGGGACAUUAGCAUUUUUCUCACACAACUCAGGUGGCUGGGAUCUACAAUCACACAAAGUAGUGGCCCUUGGAUCAACGCCUUUGCAGCCCAUUCGCUGUUGCCUUGCAAAAAGUGGCCGCUUGUGGGUGGGAUACUGGAACCGGGUCCACGUGGUCAACCAAGAAAGCCAGAAAGUUGAGCAAACAUUCUCAGUAUCGGAGCGCAGUGAGCAGCAGGUGCGUUUCCUGUGUGCUGGUGGAAGUGGUGUUUGGACGUCCUGCAGGCUUGACCCAGUCCUCAGGUUAUUUGACUGGGCCACAGGACGACCACUACAGGAAGUUGAUUUUACCACUCUGGUCACUAAAACAUUAGGCCCAGCCUUCCUCACACUUUCGACUCUUCAGAUCUCCUCUCUCACAAUCAUCUCUGGGCGUCUGUGGGUGGGCACAGGAAGCGGUGCCAUCUUCUCCAUCCCUUUGUCUAUAACAUCGGAGGCGGUUUCCAUCCCAUACUGCUCAAUUGCAUCAGCCCAGCUGUGUUACCAUGGACACAGGCAAUCUGUCAGAUUCAUCAUUGCUGCACCUGACUGUUUGAACACUUCGUCUGGCAGCAGCACUGUUACUACCUCUCAGCUCAUCCUCAGUGGAGGUGAGGGCUACAUCAACUUCCGAAUCGGGGAUGACGCAACUGACGUAUCAGGAGAGUUACCACAAUCAACACCUCAGCGGUCUGAACGCAGUCAUAUGAUCAUCUGGCAGAGUCCCACCCUCUUGGUGCCCAGCCCCGCCCUCUGACGUGAUUCAGCCUAUGGAUCUCGGUUUGAAUUGUGAUAAAGGUGGAGCGGACAUCAGCAUACACGGAUUAACACUGGAAAUGGUUCUCUGAUUCUCUGAUAAUUACAUCACCCCAGUGUUCAUUGUAGCAAGUAUGAAAGGAAACUCCAACAGCUGUAGAAAUAUGUAGUCUAAUCUCUGGUUCAUACCCCUUUAUCUUAUUCAUUGUGAAAAUCCAUCCUUUGAGUAAAAUACCCCAGUGGAUGAUGCUGUCUUACUAUGUGCCUUAAUCUGACAGCUCUUGAUCUUACAGCAUUGCUGUAGAAUUGGUCAGUAAUCUAGCUGUUAUUUUGUUUGUCCUUUGCCCUUCCUUAUUGUUAAGAUUAUUGUCAUACAUAUCACACUAACAGCACUUUUUAGAUUCAGUCACACAACUCAUACCUUUUUUGCGAGACUCUUGUUUCUGCUGCUCUCCUAAGAUCAGAUACACAAGGGCUCAUUCAUACCUCCAUUCCAUCAGUUUGGCUUCAGGUUUCCUCUCAUAUACUUUUUGAUCAAAUGUUUACCUUAAUAGUAUGACUGGACUUGAAGGUGCUGUAUAAGCAUGCUGUCGGUAACUGUGAACUGGAACAGGUAGUGGCUUUCUCUCAGCAUUACGACAGACUCUUAUCUCAUGUUGCAUUUACAUAUUUGACUGGUCCAUUUGAUUAUAUAUGUGUGGUUUGUGCAACUCAAAUCCAACCCUCCCACAUUGGAUGUGGUGUCAUUGCACGUUACUGCCAUUUCUAUGCAAUAUUUUCAUUGUGUGUGUGUUGCACAUUUUGGAUGUUUAUGAACUCUCUUCCUUCAUUGCAAUGUUUUUCCUUAGAAAUUAUUUAUUCAGCUUCUUUGUUUUUUCCAUUCUUUUGACUACAUGAAAUACUUUGGGCGUCUUAAUUUGUUUUAUGUUGUUUUAAGUUUGUUACUGUAUCAUGUAUAAUAAGGGAGAGAGAUUAUAUAACAGUUUUGAAGUGACCUAUGCAGUAUUUAUGAACAAGUUAUCACUUCAGCAUCCCAAAUUUCUUGCACAGACAAUCAAUUUAAGACAAACUCAGUAAUGACUCGACCAUGUGUAAAUAUGAUUAUUUUCAUUAAAAAUUGAUUGAAUGGUCA
Messenger RNA from Myripristis murdjan (pinecone soldierfish), 4530 nucleotides. Its product is annotated as C-Jun-amino-terminal kinase-interacting protein 4. Gene Ontology annotation, molecular function: kinesin binding; JUN kinase binding; signaling receptor complex adaptor activity. The record is from RefSeq and is a predicted model, not a curated record. Gene Ontology annotation, biological process: vesicle-mediated transport. Gene Ontology annotation, cellular component: cytoplasm. NCBI's taxonomy places the organism in Eukaryota, Metazoa, Chordata, Actinopteri, Holocentriformes, Holocentridae. Bases 415 to 3399 code for a protein of 994 amino acids. The transcript is spliced from 28 exons.